Echinostoma caproni is the source of this 462-nucleotide messenger RNA. The record is from the annotation of a GenBank genome assembly. NCBI's taxonomy places the organism in Eukaryota, Metazoa, Platyhelminthes, Trematoda, Plagiorchiida, Echinostomatidae.
GAUAUCACAGAAAAGGGCUACCAGAAAAAGAAAGCCAAACUUCUAGCGCCAUAUUUGGAUUCACGUGCACACACUCCUCCGAUCGCCACAAACAUCCACCAGUCCCACACAACUCAAAGUGGAGUUCACAUUCCUUGCGGUGCUAUCCAGUUACCUGGUCUGACUGGCAAUGGUGGCCUGGAUUCUUGUGUGUCCACACAUGUGUUGCGUUCCACAGGAUCCUCUUCUGAAGAUGGACAGGAUCAGUCAGCAGACAGCAACGGUCGGAUAGCUCCAGAAUCGUCGCAACCGUCCGAAGAGAAUGGAUCAUUGUCUAAUCGAGUACCAAAUCGUCGGUAUCUACGGGACGAUAAUCGCUAUCGUUCCGCUUUGUUCGCUUCUGUAGCUUUUCAAUUUUACAGUCUGCCGCCUCGACCGUUUGGCUUGUCCCGCAAACCGAACAGUAUGGCUAUGCGUGUCUGA